Cololabis saira (Pacific saury) is the source of this 3795-nucleotide messenger RNA. It is a transcript of the gene rin1b, whose product is annotated as Ras and Rab interactor 1b. Bases 88 to 2451 code for a protein of 787 amino acids. The record is from RefSeq and is a predicted model, not a curated record. The transcript has 12 exons. Gene Ontology annotation, molecular function: small GTPase binding; guanyl-nucleotide exchange factor activity. Gene Ontology annotation, cellular component: cytosol; endocytic vesicle. Gene Ontology annotation, biological process: vesicle-mediated transport. Lineage: Eukaryota; Metazoa; Chordata; Actinopteri; Beloniformes; Belonidae.
UCCGCAGCAACCUGAACUCUCGGACGCGUAAUUAGACGGCAGAGCAGCGCAGCGCCUCAUCAGCACCUGUCCCCACUCACAGAGAAGAUGCAGGAGGUGGGCAGAGCCCGGCAAAGUUCCCAGCGAGACUUCAGCGUCCUGGAUCGUCUGCUGCUCACGCAUCCCGUGUGGCUGCAGCUGUCCCUGAACCGGGAGUCGGCCCUCUACGUCCUGCUCAGUGAGCCUGUCGGGACGUUUUUAGUGUGCAAAUGCAGCACCAGCCAGAGGAAGGUGCUGUGUUUGAGGCUGACAGCCGACAGGAAUGCCUCAUCCGUUAAGGAGUGCUUCAUCUGUGAGGAGGACUCCACGUUUGCGUUGGAGAGCUCAGCACUCAGCUUCCCUGACUUGUGUCGUCUCGUGGCCUUCUACUGUGUCAGCAGGGAUGUGCUGCCUUUUCCUCUGCAACUACCAGAGGCCAUCGCCGACGCCACCACACAGACACAGCUGGAGGUGAUCUCACACAUGGGACAAGACUUCUGGAGUUCACCGACUGCUUCAGACAUUCAAAACGGACCGGCGGGGCCCGGUGAGACAACCAACGACAGCCCAGCCCACAUGGGGACAACCCAGUACCAAUGCUCGCUGCUGAACCAGCGAAGUCAAGGCAAAGUUUGCUUCAUCAAUCCACUCUUCCUUCAGCUGGAGGUCAGGAAGCCUCAGGACACAAAUCACAGCGCUUCCAAUAAACGCCAUCGCUUCAAGCGCAGCAUGAGGCUCCGGCUCUCUGAGACUUCCAUGAAUUUGUCUCUGGAGGGAGUCAGCUCCUACUCACCCUCCUCGACGCUGGAGCAAUCUGGAGGGGCCGAGGGACCUCAUAAGGUCAACGCCAACCCAUCGAGGCGAGUUCACGCCGGGGCUGGCGUCUUGAGGAGAACCCCUGCUGUGUCUCCUGGCUCGGCGGAGGAAGAGGACAUGAUGCCUCCCUAUGUGCCACAAGCAUCUGCCACAGUGGAGGAACCAGUAAAGGCCCAGCAGGAGCCAGAUAUCGAAGGGGCAGUUCAAGCCCUGGAGCACCGCCCCGUUCCAUCUUUAGCCGAGCUGGACAGCAGCAGCUCCUUCAGCAGCAUGGACGAGGACAAUGACUCAGAUUCAGAUCCAGAAAGCACGGCCCAGACCCAAACGCACACCUACCAGCGCCCGCCGCUCCUCCGCUCUCGAGGCCGUGGAGGACUGCACCACAUGAGCGAAGCAUUCGUGUGUUUCUUUGCACCAGACAAGCGGCUGACUCGCCUGGUGGAGGAGCUUUCCAGAGACAGGCGCUCCAUCUUUGGGGGCAUGGUUCAGGAUUUCCUCUUGGAGCAGCGAGAAUCACUGAAAUCCCUGACCUCCGCAUCAUCGUCCUCUUCCGCAUCGCGCGUGACCUCUGUGCAGCUUCUGCAGGGUCUGCGUCUCUUUCUGGCACAGGCCAAGUGUUGCUUGCUGGAGAGUGGUGAGCUGGAGCCUCCCAUUGAAACCCUGGUGCCCGAAAGUGAGAAAGAUCUAGCGCUGGAGCGAUCCAUGUUCUCCUGCGUGUUACGGCCCCUGAAGUCCCACCUGGAGAAAGCCCUGAUGGCUCUGCACAGUCGAGACGGCUCCAGUCAGCGCCUCACCCAGAACCUGCUCCGUCUGAAAGGGGGUGCCGCCAUGGAGCACGUCAGCGUUCAGAGGGGGGUCCCAGAUAGCAGGGAGGUGGAGAGGGUGAAGCAGAAACUGGUGCUGAUGCAGCGGACGCACUCGCCCAUCGAUAAGGUGCUGCUGCUGCUGCAAGUGUGCAAGUGUGUCCACAAGGCUAUGGGGUCCUUGCAUGGAGAAGAAGUGAGCUGGGAUGACUUCUUGCCAUCGUUGUCUUACGUGAUUGUGGAGUGUAACAGACCUCGUAUCCUGAUAGAGGUGGAGUACAUGAUGGAGCUGCUGGAGCCCUCCUGGCUGGGUGGAGAGGGUGGGUACUACCUGACCAGUGUGUAUGCCAGCCUGUUCCUGAUCCAGAACCUGGAGCAGGAGCGGCCGUUUUCAGGAUGCCUGACGCCCCAGCUCCAGGACGCGCUGAAGGAAUGGAGCAGCAGACGGAGCCGCGAGGCCCACGUACACAAGGAGAUUCAGCAGAGCCAAAGGUGCGUUCGGAUACUGUUCCAGGACGGGGAGCGGAGCGCCGUGCGGACGUUGCAGUGGAGGGCCGGGGAGACGAGCCAGGCCCUGGCGCAGCUGUGCGCCACCACCUUCGAGGUGUCCGACCCCCAGCAAUACACGCUGUACUGGCGCAGCGGCGGCGAGAUGCGGGCCCUGCCGCCUCAGGCCCAGCCGCAGGACCUCGCCAGCCACAGCGAGGGGGGGCCCUCGCUCUCCUACCUGAGGACCGACCACGACUUCAGCAAGAUGCGGCGGCUCACCAGAGGCGGCGCGGUGGACCUGAGCGAGUCGGUGUGCGAGGAGUGAGUGGGAGGCACGGAGGGAGGAGGAGGGGGGAGGAGAUGGAUGGUUGGUCUUUUUUUCUCUAUCUCUUUCUCUCUCUGGUGUGUCGUGUCUCGUCGUGGAUCAGGACUUGUGAAAAACUGCAGCCCUUCUACAGACUUGGAGCAGGCCUUACGCGGUCCACUCUCCCCUGAAUGGAGCCACAUGCAGAGCAGGACUGAUCCCAGAACUCGUAACCACGGUUGCAAGUGUAAAAGGAGUGUACUAUUUGUGACAUGGGAAAUGUGUAAUAAACGGAUUUGUCAUUCGAAACAUGAGGCCAGAGUUACACCAUGAAAGGAUUACAUCAUUACAAUCACGAGGUGGCUCGAGUCCAAAGACAAAACUCUGAGAGACUUCUGUUGCCUGGAAACAAAAUCACUUCCUGUACACUUAUAGGAAGCCAAAAUGUCCACUGUGGUGAUGUAACCCUUUCACAGUGUGGUUCUGGGCAAAAAAUUGAAAACACACUUGGUUGUUUUAUUGCUUCACUUAAUGUGUAAAAGUCUGCAGAUGUUUGGUUGGAAGUGUCAAAGUUGUAAAGUGGGGAUACAGGCCUUUUUUUCACGACCCCUGGAACACAGCUGGACUAAAGAAAGAAAAAAAAGAUGAGAUGCGUUACAGCCGAGACCAAAUCUCAAUACCAAAGUGACAGAAAAACAGAUAAAUUGAGGUCAUUUUGUGCAUAACCCACGAGGAUGGUUUUAUUCUCACUUUCUGGAGAACGGGUGCAGACUCUGCUCCUUCAUUAGUAUCUUCUGAGGUGAUUUUGGCAGUUGGAGUAAUAGAGUAUUGGGAGAACAAGUGGAAACGCAUCAGCUCUGUGUUUUUUAAAUACAGUAAGUUAAAAAAGAAGAAGAUCAUCAUCGCUCCUGGACAACCUGCAACAGAUUUACACACUGACUUGAGAAUGUAUUAAACCCUUUUUUUUCCCCCAUGUCAGAGUUUAAAACCUUUCGAAACUACUUUCACUCUUCAUUUCCAAUCACCGCUUUUCAGUUCUGUUGUUUCUCUUGACCGAGCUGCAAGAGGUGUUACGAGAGGACAACCUGACAAAUGAGCUAGAAUGUAAAAGUCCACGUCACCAGCUUCCGGUGACUCCUGCUGCAAGUCAUCACAAUCGACUGACUGUUCAACUCGGUGUCACUAUCUUAUAUCAUGUGUAGUUUGCAACUGAAUUUUGAUUGUUCUAUUUGUUGAGUAGAUAUCAAACCUAAUAUGGCGUUUUUAAUCCAACCAGGAGGUUCUGAGAACCGUGAUGUGUUUUCGAACAUUAUUGCAUGCUUUUUCAUUUGACUUGAAGGUUCUGAGGAUGUGUGUGUGCGUGUG